UUCACAAGUUUGUUGAAAUAACUUGGAUAUUUGAGAAAUACUAAUAGUAAUAGGUUUAAAGUUAAACAUUGAUGGUGCUAGCAUACUCGUGAUACUGCAAAGUACCAUUGGCUUGGAACGUGGAAUGGAAGGUUAUGUAAAGUAUAUUAAUACGUGUACACUUGUAGGCUUGUUUUUUCAACGCUUGUAGGGUGCAAAAUAAGUCAAGUGGUUAUUUUAUUAAGUUUAUCUUCAGUUCCAGAGAUGUUAUAUUUGACAGCUGAAAGGAUGUGAAUAAAUUGUAUGACUGUACAUGAAGUGUUAACCUGUAUUAGUGGACAUUUUUGUGACACAUCAUGGAAACUACAAAAUCAACAUUUGGGCCAGUUGAUUAUGUUGUCUUUAGUCUCAUGUUGGCAUUUUCAGCGGCAAUAGGAAUUUAUUACAGAUUUUCUGGUGGCCGUCAAAGAACAACAAAAGAAUAUCUUCUUGCUAACCAAAGUAUGUCUGUUAUUCCUGUGGCAUUUUCACUAAUGGCCAGUUUCAUGUCAGCUAUAACACUCCUUGGAGUUGCUUCAGAAAAUUACAUCUAUGGCACUCAGUUUGUAGUCAUUAACAUUUCCUAUAUCAUUGGAACUCCAAUAUCAGCAUUUGUUUUUCUUCCAGUGUUUUUCCACAUGCAAGCAACAAGUGCUUAUGAGUACCUUGAACGGAGAUUUGGCAAAAUAACUAGAAAAGUAGCAUCUCUGACUUUUAUAGCUCAAAUGAUUAUGUACAUGUCCAUUGUGCUUUAUGCUCCAGCAUUAACCCUUAGUGCUGUGACAGGGCUGUCAAAAUGGGCUUCCAUUAUCUCCGUGGGACUUGUGUGUACUUUCUACUGUACUGUUGGUGGGAUUAAAGCUGUCUUAUGGACCGACUUAUACCAGUCACUUCUUAUGUUUCUGUCCAUGUUUGUUGUCCUUAUUAAAGGAACUUAUGAUGCAGGGGGUCUUCAGAAUGUAUGGCAUAUUGCUAAAACUGGGGGUAGAAUACAAUUUUUCAACUUUGAUCCAGACCCUACUGUUAGACAUACUGUUUGGACUCUUGCUAUUGGAGGAAUUUUUACAUAUACUUCUAUCUAUGGUGUGAACCAAGCCCAAGUUCAAAGACUACUUACAGUAAAAACGUUGAAGAAAGCCCAGCUGGCUUUAUUUUUGAAUUGGCCAAUCACCACUCUUCUUAGUAUAACAACAUCACUGACAGGGCUUGUUAUUUAUGCAAACUUUCACUUGUGUGAUCCAAUACUACGCCAAGAGGAAACAAAUGUAAAAUCUCCUGAUCAGUUGCUGCCAUAUUUUGUCAUGCUAUCCCUUGGACAUAUCCCAGGCCUGCCAGGGUUUUUUGUUUCAGGAAUUUUCAGUGGUGCUCUUAGUACUGUUUCAUCAGCUCUUAAUUCACUGGCAGCAGUAACUUUGGAAGACUUUCUAAAGCCUCUAUGGCCAAGGAAUGAACUCUCGGAUACAAAGGCAGCUUUAGUAUCAAAAUUUCUUGCUCUUGGUUAUGGCAUCCUUUGUAUAAUCCUAACGUAUGUUGCUGAGCAGCUUGGUGGAGUGCUUCAGGCAUCUUUAACAAUAUUUGGAGUCGUUGGAGGCCCUUUACUUGGUCUUUUUACCUUGGGCAUGCUUUUCAGAAAACCAAACCAAAUUGGUGCAUUAGUUGGUUUGUCAGUGGGUCUUGCAUUUUGUUUCUGGAUUGGAUUUGGAGCUGGUGCAGCAAAGAUUCCUGUUCCAAAACUUCCUCUAACAGAUGAAGGUUGUACAGUUUCAAAAAAUGAGACUUCUUUCACUGACUGGAUUACAAUUGACAAUAGUACUUCGCUGUUCAACAAUACUAUCUAUGUACAAGAUAUCAAAAACAUAACCAUUGAAGGCAAAGAACGUUAUGUGUUUCCAUUGUACAAAAUGUCUUACAUGUGGUAUGCUGGAACAGGAUGGCUAGUAACACUAGUUGUUGGACUACUUGUCAGUUAUAUCAUAGGAAAGAAUGAAGAAGUUGAUCCAACACUUUUAAGUCCUAUUGUCAAAUUUUGGACAAAGCCAGACACUAAACUUGAGAGUUCUCAGUUCUUCCACUUAAAUAGUGAAAAUGAUGAUUCAAGUGCUUGUAUUGCAAGAGAAGGAAUAGAUAAAACAGAAACUUGACCCCAUAUCAACAGUACUUAAGUUAAUUUUAUGCAUUUAAACAAGGAAGCUAUUGUAAACGGAUUGGUGUUAAAAGCAUAGGUAGAUAUUUUGGGUUGUGUUAGACUAAGGUAACUUUUUGGCUAUAUUUAAUUGGAUCACAUUUUUUAUUGUGCUUUAUUAGAUUAUAUCUUGGUUUGUAUUUGAUAACUUCUGUGUGUUGUUUGAAUGGUAAUCUCUGGAUGUAUUUUAAGUGAAUAAUUUUGUUGGUUUGAAUUUGAAUAGCCAGUUUAUCAGGAUAGACUGAGCAAGUUUCAAAGGAGAAAUAAUUUUGAUAAUCUACUGAGAUAUAACUUACCAGAAUAAUUAAUGAUGAAGUAAGGUGGUCAAACUAUAGUUAAGCUUUCAUAUCAUAUGGUUAGGUAAAGAACAAGAUUUCAUAUUAUGUGGUUAGGUAAAGAACAAGAUUUCAUAGCAAAAAGGUUUUAACUUUGCUAACAGAAAUGCAAAACAGGUUGGAGAGAGAGAGAAACAAAUCACCCUCUUAAUUGUUAACUACAUGCUAGUUCCCUACUAUUUAAUAGGAGCCUCAGUCCUAGGUUUGUUUAUACCAUGUAAUCCCUCCGUUUGAAUUUUCUUCACAUGUAUCCUUGAUCACUGCCUACAGCUGAAACAAAUAGUGCAUUUGCUCUUCAAAUAUAUCUGUCACCCAUAUUCGAUUAUUUGACAAUAAAGACCAUGAAAAUAUUAUGUCUGUUUGCAUAUUUGUUGUACUUUGUUUAUCAUAAAUUGAAAGCAAUUCCUCACAAUAAUGGUAAUGAAAUUUACAGGUCAUGUACAGGCAUGUGUUCAAAAAUUCUAAAAAAUAUUUAGUAUUGGCUUCAUCAUCAAAAUUACCUGCAUUCAGAAUUAUACAGAUAUUACCAAAUAUGAUACCACCUUUUAUAAUAUAUACAUCAGAUCAUACUACACCCAAUUUGACUAUGUCACGCUCAGCCAUACCUAAUAAUUUCUUUUUAAAUAUCCAUUUUGGUUCAUUUUUAGUGAUUUAGUGAUCAUUCAGCCCACGUCUGAAUAUAUUUAUAUUGAACAUUGUUAGUUUCUUCAUUCAUAGAUUUGAGGUGCAGUGAAAAUUUGUAUGUUUAUUAUGUCACACAAACAGUUACAUCUGACAGGUAAUCCAAAUUGUUGAAUAGUAGUGAAUACUGAACCUGAGGUGGCUUUGUUGGUUAAAAUGCCAUUUAACAGUAUGUUUGCUUUUUUGAAUUUUACACAAAGCUACUCAAGAGCUAUCUGUACUAGCGGUCCCUAAUUUUGAAGUGAUAAACUAAAGACAAAGCAUCUACUCAACACCACUUAUCAUCAAAUCUCUGGCUACUCUUUAAGUGCAAAUAUUGGGAAUACCUGUGGUAUUAUAUCCCCCCCCUCCCAGCUGAAAGUGUGAGCAUGUUCAGUGCUGAAAUUCGAUCCUCCAACCUGCAAAUUGUGAGUUGAGUGCCCUAGCCAUCAUGCCAUGCUAGGCCAGUGAACAUUAUGAUGAGAGGUAGGGUAGAUAGACAUAAAGAUACAUAUAUUCAGCGGAUGUAGUUGAUGAAAUUUGCUUGUGCUUUGCAAUCGAGAAUCAUUCUCGAGGUGUCGUCCAUGUUUUUUACAGCAUGAAGAAAAUCAUUUAAAAUAUACUAAAAAACCUAAAUAUUCAAAUACCAAAAUUCAGUUUGAAUAUUCAUUUCAGCUCUACCAAAGUUUUCAUACUGAUGUUAUUUUGAUAGUCAUUUUUUAAUGAUUUGACAAAAUGAUUAUAUAGUGAAAGUUAACAGUAUUAAUAUUAAAGUUUUAUAUUUCUAUUUUAAAAUAUUGGACUCUUCUCUUGAACUGUAGAAACUUAAUCUCUUGCAUGACUUGUUUAGUGAGAUUCUUUAGAGGAGAAAGUUGUUUAAACAUUUUUGUAUUUGAGUCAUUUCCAUACAAAAGAACAAGGAUGUUUUUAUUAUUAUUCUAGCAUAAUUUUUUACUUGUAUCAGUUCUUUAGUUAAAAACUUAUGUUAUGUUGAAUAAUUUAUUUUUGUGCCCGUCACAACACUUUGUGUAUAAAAAAACAACCAAAGAAACUGGGUUUAAAUUGCUCAUUUCAUUGUAAAUUACAUAGGCAACCCCAGCAGUAAUUAGUGGGAUUAAUUGCAAUAUUCAUGGUAUACUUUAGAUUUUUUUGUGACUCAUGAGUUAUUAGGGAUUCUGUAACCAACAAAAUAAGUACUUCACGAUCAGGAUUCUUGUGAUAAGCCAAAGUACAUAACACAUUGUAUCUGUAGAAAUUUCCAACAAUUCAUGAAAUGUAACUGUUUUAAACACUGGUUUGUUUUAUAUCUAUUUCAAAAUAUAAAAUUCAAGUUUUACAUGGGAAUUUAUAAAACAUAUUUGACAUUAGCAAAUGAAAUGGAGGUGUUAAUUAUAGUUUGCAGAAAAAGAAAAAAAAAGUAUAUGGGAAUUUUUCAUGUGUUUUGACAUUAAGUGGUAGCUUAACUGAGCCAAACUGUUUAGAAUCCAUGAACUGAAGCUCCACCGAAUUAUCUGUUGUAAACAGUAAUAAUACAGCAAUGCAAGGAAACUAAUUUCUGAUAUUCUCAGAUAUUUAGUUACCAGAUCUGGAAUAUAUCAUAUUUUAAAUAAUAAAUUUAUUUUUCUGUAAUUAGGAUUUUAAUUUGUUUGUAAACUAAUUGUUCUUUUUACCACAACAAUGUAGUAAUAGUAGUGUAAGUAUCAAAAUAUACAAGGUAGUUUAGUAUUAUAUCAAACAAAAGUAUCAAUAUUUUAAAAAGAAAUAUUUUUUCAAAAUGAUUUUGGAGUAUUUGGUAAAUUGAAUUUCAAAGAAUAGUAGAAUCAACACACAACUGUAGCAAAUUUCACCAUUACAUUCAGUGUAGAAUCAACACAUGACUGUAGCAAAUUGUACCAUUACAUAGUGCUAAAAAUUUGGGUAAAAUUUGUCUUUAUAGGAAAUUUACCAUUAUGGAGCAUUUUUUAAUGUUUAGCUAUACGGUUUUUAAAGGAAUUCUUAAAAAGCAUGUAAUUUUGAAAAGAAAUUCACAAAAAAUAUAUAAUUAUUUUAAUGUAAAGUUAAUUAUUAUUAUUAAUUAUUACCCUUAUAUGUAUAUGUGAUACAUACUUCAAGAAUUUCAAAUCUUUGUUCUGGGUAAUUUGUUUGAAAUAGAAUCAUUAUAGUUGUGCAUUUAAUAUUUUCUCAAUACUGUUUGAUAUUGUGCAAUUAAUGGUGCAGUUAUAUGCUGUUUCCACCCAUUCUAUGCAAUAAGCUUGUGUUCUAGAUACCUUAAAACUGAAUUGGACUAUGACUAUGUAAUUUAAACAUUUUUUUUGUUUUAUACAAUAGUAUAUAUUACAAGUGAACUUUUAUAUAUGACUAUAGAAUUUAGUCUUCAGUGAAAUGUUCUUUACUUCUACUUCUUAACACCAUACAAAUAAGUUUGUAAAACUACAUAGAAAAGCUGAUAUUAAGUGGAUGUUCUUUAAACUUCAAAACCCAAUUAACAAGCAGUCUGAAACAAUAAAUUGAGUCUAUGUGCACUAACUGAAAUAAGAAUGGAACUGACUUUAAACAAACUUGCUAACAUUUUCAGUAUUGAGUGAAGUAGAAAAGGUUUGUAAAAGCAGUUGAAACAUUCCAUAACUUUUUUCUAGACCAGAAAUAAAACAAAAUGAAUGAUAUGUUUUUUCAAAGUUCAUAGUUCCUGUGUUUCACUGACAAUAAUUGGUAAUAUCUUAUUUCCAAAGAUAAAAUAUUUUCACUUUUUGGCAGUUAUAAAUAUAAAAAAUAUACCUUAAGUCACCUGAACAAA
This is a messenger RNA of Limulus polyphemus (Atlantic horseshoe crab), 5989 nucleotides long. RefSeq names its product putative sodium-dependent multivitamin transporter. The record is from RefSeq and is a predicted model, not a curated record. Lineage: Eukaryota; Metazoa; Arthropoda; Merostomata; Xiphosura; Limulidae. The coding region runs from base 336 to 2159 and encodes 607 amino acids. Gene Ontology annotation, molecular function: symporter activity. Gene Ontology annotation, biological process: transmembrane transport; sodium ion transport. Gene Ontology annotation, cellular component: membrane. The transcript has 14 exons.